GAACUUCUUGAUGGUCUACAAAGCUUAUCAAUGAGUCUGUUACCAUCUUGACACCGAUUCCUUGUAAAUGCAGCAGCAUUCAAAUGAGUUUAGUAUCAGAAUACAUGAAAACCAUGUCAUCUGAUUCAGGCAGCAGCGUCUGUCCAAAGAUCCUUAUAACUGCUAAGCCUUGUCCAGCAAGCAACACAAACAGACUAGUCAAGCAGAAUGCAUGCAGUGAAGCGGCUCAGGGAAUAAAUGGAAGCGUGCCAGUUAAAAAGUCCCCAUGUUCAGCUUCUAAUCCAAAGCCACAAGUGCCUCCAAAGCCAAAACAUCUACAGAAUUUGUCUUCAUCCAUUACAUACCAAAUUCCCAGGCAUAAAGCUUUACCGAGAUCAAAUCCAAGAAUGGAGGAAGUUACAUCUACCUCUGCUUCUUGUGUCUCAAAAGAAAAAUCCAGCAAGGUGUCCGAUCUCAUCAGUCAUUUUGAAGGAGGCAGCCCGUCAAGUCAUAGUGAUUUGAAGAAAGAAUCCUCUGUCCUCAACACUGCUAAAUCUCAAGGAAGAUAUGGGUUAACGCCAUCACCUCAGCCAAAACUCCUUUCCCAACACCCACUACAAAAGCAGGGAAGAAAUAAUAUGGAUCAAACUCAGGUUGUACAGAAACACACAGCCAAUGGAGUAGUAGCACAAAACCAGAUGGAGUGUGAGGACAAUACGUUACCUGAUCAUAGCACCAAUACAUCAACUCAAAUUUCAGACCCUUUAGUCAACAGUAGCUUACUAAAUGGGGAAAGAGAAGGCACUACCAUAGACUCAUUGCCAACUACAACUGCCUGUGAAGGACAAAUUCUUAAUAGCUGCUGCAGGACUCCAAGCAGUGGUAUAUUACUACCAUCUGAAAAAGAAACUGUAGAAACCAAUAUUGAUGUAGAGGAAAAACAGAAUGAUGAACUUGACAAGCAAGACCAGCUUGUAGAAGCAAAGGAAACAGAUGAGCAGAAACUUCACAAAAUUGCCAGUGAGCUUUUGCAUACAGAAAGAGCCUAUGUCAGCCGACUUGAUCUCUUAGACCAGGGGUUUUAUUCCAAACUCUUGGCAGAAGCUAACCGGGGUUCAUUUCCUGCUGAAGUGGUUAAUAAAAUCUUCUCUAACAUUUCAUCAAUCAAUGCCUUCCACAGCAAAUUCUUGCUUCCAGAGCUUGAGAAAAGAAUGCAAGAAUGGAUUUUAACUCCGAGAAUUGGAGAUAUUCUCCAAAAGUUGGCUCCUUUCCUCAAGAUGUAUGGAGAGUAUGUGAAGAACUUUGAUAAUGCAAUGGAAUUAGUGAAAACGUGGACUGAACGGUCACCUCUAUUUAAAUCCAUUAUUCAGGACAUUCAGAAGCAAAAAGUCUGUGGCAGUUUGACAUUGCAACAUCACAUGCUAGAACCAGUACAACGCAUUCCACGCUAUGAAAUGCUUCUGAAGGACUACCUAAGAAAAUUGCCUCAAGAUUCCCUAGACUGGAAAGAUGCUGAAAAAUCCCUGGAGAUUAUAUCCACAGCAGCAAGUCACUCCAAUAGUGCAAUCCGAAAAAUGGAGAAUCUAAAGAAGCUGUUGGAGAUAUAUGAAAUGUUGGGAGAAGAAGAAGAUAUAGUCAACCCCUCGAAUGAGCUCAUCAAAGAAGGACAGAUCCUUAAACUAGCUGCUCGUAAUACAUCAGCCCAAGAGCGAUACCUUUUCUUAUUCAACAACAUGUUGCUGUACUGUGUCCCCAAAUUCAGCUUGGUGGGAUCAAAGUUUUCUGUUCGAACAAGGGUUGGCAUUGAUGGUAUGAAGAUUAUAGAAACUCACAAUGAAGAAUAUCCACACACGUUUCAAGUGUCUGGAAAAGAGCGAACGCUGGAGUUGCAAGCCAGUUCUGCACAGGAUAAAGAAGAAUGGAUAAAGGCUCUUCAGAAUACCAUAGAAGCUUUUCAGCAGAGGAAUGAAACCUUCAGAAAUGCUAUUGCAAAAGAAUAUGAGGACAUGCCCGCUGAAGUUUCUAAUGCUGAGCUUGGGAAGAGAGCGCCAAGAUGGAUCAGAGAUAAUGAAGUAACAAUGUGCAUGAAAUGCAAGGAGCCUUUCAAUGCACUGACAAGGAGAAGGCAUCAUUGUCGAGCAUGUGGCCAUGUGGUUUGCUGGAAAUGUUCGGAUUAUAAAGCUCAUCUUGAAUAUGACAGCAAUAAAUUGAACAAAGUUUGUAAAGACUGCUAUCAUAUUAUAACUGGUUGCACAGACAGCGAAGAAAAGAAGAAGAGAGGCAUCUUGGAGAUUGAAUCAGCUGAGGUCUCUGGAAACAGUGUCAUAUGUAGUUUUCUUCAGUAUAUGGAAAAAUCAAAGCCUUGGCAGAAAGCAUGGUGUGUUAUUCCUAAACAUGAAGCUCUUGUGCUGUACAUGUAUGGAGCUCCACAGGAUGUUAAAGCUCUGGCUACGAUUCCUCUACUAGGCUAUACAGUAGAUGACACCCCCAGAAGUGCUGACCUCCCACAUAGCUUCAAACUGACCCAGUCCAAGUCUGUGCACAGCUUUGCUGCAGACAGUGAGGAACUGAAACAGAAAUGGUUGAAAGUUAUCAAUCUAGCUGUCAAAGCAUUAAAAGUGAAAGAUUAUCUCCUAAUCCCCUGUGCAUUCCAGAGUCUUUAUUGCCCAGUGCACAGAAAAGGCAGGGUAAGUAAAAGACAGAAUAUAAUAAUCUGUACUAAUAUACUCCUGUGCAACUUAAUUGAUGUUCCUGGCACAGAUUUUGCUCUCUGUGGCACUAGUGUAAAAUCUUGUGUAACCCUCUGACUAGUGGAAUUACUGUAGGUUUUAUACGAAAAGGACCAGAAUCUGAUUUCCUAAAGUUGCCCUGCUGCAUGUUGUGCAGAAUUUGUCCCUUAGGUAUUCACUGUGGUUGGGCUGUUCUGUGUGCAGUCCUAUUUCUUGUAGUUUUAGGGAAAUAUCUAAUGUGCAAUUUUUGCUUCAAAUACCUUGGAAGGAUGAAGAAAUUCUUCUACUAUUUGUAGUAAGCAUGAUAGGCCCAUUUAUGUCCAGAUUCAUGCUGGUAUUCAGAAACGGAUCUCCAUGUGGAACUCCUCACCCUGCCCAGAAAGUUUUGAACAAUGGAGUCACUUUCAUAGUAUUAUUAUUAUGGUUCCACAGACAGUACUCUGGCCUGGGAUCAUUCAGGUUAGGGAUGGGGAAACGUGUAGGCUGAACUCUAUCUGGGGCUGUAUUAUAUUUUUCCAUAGCCAUUAGACAUCUCCUUCUAAAAAGGAGUAUGAGGUGGCACCUGGUUUUGGAGCCUUGUCAGUGCAUCUUGCUUGAAGCACCAUUGCUCAUCCAUAGAAUUCACGCCUAGGGGCCUAGGGGGUGGGGUGGGGGGGAACUCCACCAAGAAUGAGCUGGACCAAAAAUAAUAAGAUAUAGCACUUAUACAGCGCUUUAGGCUUGUUUGUUUUUUUGUUUUAAAGCACUCCCCAAAUAUUAGCACAAACAUCCAUUUGAAGCACUGAAGUAGGCAAUAUGAUCCCUGUUAUACAGGUAAGGAAAACUGAGGAGCAGAGGGGUUAGUGUCUGCUUUUCUUUCCAAGGGAUGCUAAGCUGCUUGCAGCUCAAUACCUGCAGCUGCUUUAUUUGAACUAAGUCAAGCCUCAAUGGCUUUACGUGCUCAUCUAGGAGAUUGG
Gavialis gangeticus (Gharial) is the source of this 3664-nucleotide messenger RNA. It is a transcript of the gene FGD4, whose product is annotated as FYVE, RhoGEF and PH domain containing 4. Gene Ontology annotation, biological process: filopodium assembly; cytoskeleton organization. Gene Ontology annotation, molecular function: guanyl-nucleotide exchange factor activity; zinc ion binding. NCBI's taxonomy places the organism in Eukaryota, Metazoa, Chordata, Crocodylia, Gavialidae. The record is from RefSeq and is a predicted model, not a curated record. The coding region runs from base 84 to 2786 and encodes 900 amino acids. Gene Ontology annotation, cellular component: cytoplasm. The transcript has 18 exons.